Salarias fasciatus (jewelled blenny) is the source of this 1661-nucleotide messenger RNA. It is a transcript of the gene nmt2, whose product is annotated as N-myristoyltransferase 2. The record is from RefSeq and is a predicted model, not a curated record. Gene Ontology annotation, molecular function: glycylpeptide N-tetradecanoyltransferase activity. Gene Ontology annotation, cellular component: cytoplasm. The transcript has 12 exons. The coding region runs from base 80 to 1555 and encodes 491 amino acids. NCBI's taxonomy places the organism in Eukaryota, Metazoa, Chordata, Actinopteri, Blenniiformes, Blenniidae. Gene Ontology annotation, biological process: N-terminal peptidyl-glycine N-myristoylation.
GCCUGUGAGCUCUAUAAUACGGCGGCGGGGAAUUUUUUUUAUUUAUUUUAUUUUUUACAAUUAAAAGAGCGUUUUUAUCAUGGCGGAGGACAGCGAAUCCGCGGCCAGCCAGCAAAGCCUGGAGCUGGACGACCAGGACACCUGCGGGAUAGACGGAGACAACGAGGAGGAGAAUGAGCAUAUGCAGGGCAGUCCGGGGGGAGAUUUGGGGGCCAAGAGGAAGAAGAAGAAGCAGAAGAGGAAGAAAGAGAAACCGAGCUCCGGAGGAGCCAAGUCUGACUCUGCCUCAGACUCUCAGGAGAUCAAGAACCCUGGCUUACCCAUUCAGAAGCUGCAGGACAUCCAAAGAGCCAUGGAGCUGCUGUCCUGCCAGGGUCCAGCCAAGAGUAUAGACGAAGCAGCCAAGCACAAGUACCAGUUCUGGGACACCCAGCCCGUUCCAAAGCUAAAUGAAGUUGUGACGAGUCACGGGCCAAUUGAAGCCGACAAAGAAAACAUCAGACAGGAGCCAUAUUCUUUACCUCAAGGCUUUAUGUGGGACACUCUAGAUCUCAGCAGUGCAGAUGUAUUGAAGGAGUUGUAUACGUUAUUAAAUGAAAACUACGUGGAGGACGACGAUAACAUGUUCAGAUUUGAUUAUUCCCCAAACUUUCUCAAAUGGGCUCUGCGUCCGCCGGGCUGGUUACCGCAGUGGCACUGCGGAGUCAGAGUGUCCUCCAAUAAGAAGCUCGUCGGUUUCAUCAGCGCCAUCCCGGCUGAUAUACGCAUCUACGACACGCUGAAGAGGAUGGUAGAAAUCAACUUCCUGUGUGUUCACAAGAAGCUGCGUUCAAAGCGCGUUGCUCCCGUGCUCAUCAGAGAGAUCACACGGAGAGUCAACUUAGAGGGAAUAUUCCAGGCCGUGUACACAGCCGGAGUUGUUUUACCCAAACCUGUGUCGACUUGCAGGUACUGGCACCGUUCCUUGAAUCCUAGAAAGCUUGUGGAAGUUAAAUUCUCCCAUCUGAGCAGAAACAUGACCCUGCAAAGAACCAUGAAACUCUACAGACUACCUGAUAGCAUCAAGACUCCGGGCCUGCGACCGAUGGAGAGGCGCGACGUGCGCCAGGUCACCGAGCUGCUGCAGAAAUACCUGAAACGCUUCCAGCUCACUCCCUCCAUGGGAGAGGAGGAGGUGGCUCACUGGUUCCUACCGCAGGAGAACAUCAUCGACACAUAUGUAGUGGAGGGCACGGACGGCAAACUGACGGACUUCACUAGUUUCUACACUUUGCCCUCGACUGUGAUGCAUCACCCUCUCCACCGGAGCCUGAAGGCCGCCUACUCUUUUUACAACAUCCACACUAAAACCCCACUGCUGGACUUAAUGAAUGAUGCGCUGAUCCUGGCCAAACUGAAAGGCUUUGACGUGUUCAACGCCUUGGAUCUAAUGGAGAACAAGGUGUUCCUGGAGAAGCUCAAGUUUGGCAUAGGAGACGGAAAUCUGCAGUAUUACCUCUACAACUGGAAGUGUCCUCCGAUGGACCCCGAUAAGGUCGGCCUCGUCCUCCAGUAGCGGGCGCCCUCACAGACACACGGGCGAGUUUUCCGCCGCCUCUGGAUAAACCUUGCCUGGACGUACAGGUAGCCCCACGCUAGACAAUGAGAACUACAACCGUUAA